CACGGUUCAACACGUAACAUUUUGUUGACGGACUGUUUCCUAUCCGCUUGUCCUCUGUGAGUUAAAGCAGGUUUAAUUAUUUAAGCGAAUUCUGUAUUGAAUAGUGGUGAUCAGGAUUAAAUUAUUACCGCAUGAUUGAGCGAUGACAUCCAGAGGGACACCGAGUCGCUUUCUGAAAAGCGUUCUUCAGAACGGCGUGGGUCGUUACGUCUGUCAGCUCAAACGAGUCUCCAUCAUCUUCUCCAAAAGUGGACCGAGCUCCCUCGGAGUUCGAGAUUUCAUCGAGGAGGGAGUGGUGGAUUAUGCCAAGAAGAACCCCGGAACAGUUGUGUAUGUGUCUCCCCAGGCCUGCAACGCACCCAAAUUAGUAGCAGAAUAUUUAAAUGGCAACGUGAGGGAAGAAUUAAUUUCAAGCAAAACACAGCAGCAGAUUUCAGAGAUCCUGACUAAGCUGACCAAUCAGUCUGGUCUGGACAUCAUCCGCCUGCGAAAGCCCUUCCACACAGACAGUCCCAGCAUUCAGGGCCAGUGGCAUCCAUUUACCAACCGGCCCCCAUCGAUCGGCCUCAUCAAACCACCCACAGCCAGCACAAAAUAAAAAUGUACUAAAGUCAAACCCCAGACUUUUAAAGCUUUAUUUAGUGAUAGCAUAUCCAUUUCAUGUUGAUGUUUGUUUUUAAGAUCCAUUUGAGUGUUUGUGACCUCUGGAAUAUGAAAGGGUUCAUGCUCACAGCUGCACACACCACAUCUGUAAAUAACCUACAAGUAAAUCCAAAAGAGGAGCAGCGCCUGGUAUGCCUGAAGAUGAUUCCAAUCUUAUCUGAGAAAAUGUGGCAUAAAUAUCUGUAACAGAUGGCAUUUGCAUAAACAAAACACUUCUUGGUGAAAUAGUAUCAACAUUUUAUUUCAGAUGUAUUAGAAAUAAACUGAAUGAUGAAAAAGCUCAUUGAUGAUUUAUCAUUUAGGCUAAAACUUAACUACAUUACUAAAAAAUUAGGGGACCGAUAUUUUUACUAACAGAGAGAGAAAUACUAAUUUUUAGAGUGUCCUGUCAUUGAUUUUGACUUUUUGAGUGAGCUUCAUAGUUUGAAUUAUCCAGAGUUUAAAUGAACAUGAAGAAGGUUGAUGUACUGAUUUUUUUUUUUAAUCUAUGUAAUGAGCCAUAAAAGAUGCUCUAGCUGCUGAUUUGUUGUUUGACAGCUCAACAGUCUUGGAUCAAACAGGCUUGUUUUGUAUCAUUUCUGUGCUAGAUCCAGCAAAGAUGUUGCUUUGAGUGUUUCCUUCCUUCUUGAUCACCUUGGCUCUCUCCAUUAAACUGCAGCAAAGUUUUAAAAUUCAA
This is a messenger RNA of Oryzias melastigma (Indian medaka), 1339 nucleotides long. RefSeq names its product mitochondrial ribosomal protein L43 (gene mrpl43). The coding region runs from base 143 to 598 and encodes 151 amino acids. Gene Ontology annotation, molecular function: structural constituent of ribosome. The record is from RefSeq and is a predicted model, not a curated record. The transcript is spliced from 3 exons. Lineage: Eukaryota; Metazoa; Chordata; Actinopteri; Beloniformes; Adrianichthyidae. Gene Ontology annotation, biological process: mitochondrial translation. Gene Ontology annotation, cellular component: mitochondrial large ribosomal subunit.